This is a messenger RNA of Silurus meridionalis, 551 nucleotides long. RefSeq names its product gem (nuclear organelle) associated protein 7 (gene gemin7). Gene Ontology annotation, cellular component: SMN-Sm protein complex. The record is from RefSeq and is a predicted model, not a curated record. The coding region runs from base 13 to 510 and encodes 165 amino acids. Gene Ontology annotation, biological process: spliceosomal snRNP assembly. NCBI's taxonomy places the organism in Eukaryota, Metazoa, Chordata, Actinopteri, Siluriformes, Siluridae. The transcript has 2 exons.
CAGGUGGUGGUAAUGCGUCACUUUAAGAGAAGAAGAAACUGUCGUUUAUAUCCGCUUCCGGUGUGUAUUGUGGGGGAAAGAAGAGUUUUGAUGAGAUUCUGUGUGAUCCUGAGAAUAAUCGAGAUGAAGAACCAUGUCACGGUGUUGCGUUUGCCCAGAGGUCCUGACCCAAACAGUCGGGGGUUCGACCCAAGCUCUCCCCGCUACGUCGCCCUGUGUCCCUCCUCCAUCCCUGCAUCCGCAACAAGUAGCACCAACCCUGAAAACAUGGAGAAGGAGCAAAGAUUACGCUCAGAUCUGCGAGAACGUUUCCUCAGGACUCUUCUAGCCAUGACUGAUAAACAGGUUCACUUCAGAAUGUAUGAAAAAGUUCAGGUGCAGGCCAAAUUCGGAGCUUCAGACAUUGACGUGCUGAACUUCCAGGUUUCUGACCUGCAGACACCUCUAGGGGUUCAGAAGGAGGCGUUACUCAGGAGCCAGGACGUGAUCUCCUGCUCUUUUCAUUUAUGAGACUGUAAAUGUCUGAAGUUCUAAUAAAGUUUAUAAAUUCA